UUAAUUUAAAUCUGUUAACAUUUCUUUAUUUAAUAGGAUCGUCGGUGACUAAAAACCAUGGAUAAAAACGUGUUGCGAUUAAUUUUCUUUGUCGCUGUUUCAGCAGCUGCCGUGUCGGGGAACCCAAGUGUAUUGACAUCACAUGACAAGAUCACACUUACGUUCAAAGCUGGCAAAGUUGGCCCAUCCAGACCUAUCGAGAUUCGUUUGCUCCGUGAUGGGGCGCCAAAAGCAACUGAAAACUUCAAAUUAUUCUGCGAAAGAAAAGAGAAAGGUUACGUUGGGACAAAAUUCCACCGUGUGGUCCCGGGGUUUGUUGUACAAGGGGGAGGCAUUGACGGAAAAUCCGCGAUUAAUGAGGACGGUAGCCAUUUUGGCAAAGAAUUUCCAGAACUCCAAUUCCCGGGCGCUGGUUGGCUCAGUUUUGCAAAAACAAACGUCCCCGUUUCAAUGGCAGAGCAAUUCUUUUUUACAACCGGUUGCGAGGACCGCUACGGGUCGCUUAACGACGGGUUUACAGUUUUUGGGAAGGUUGUGAAAGGAAUGGACGUGGUAAAAGAAAUCGAAUGCAUACAAGACGAAAGUAAAGCUCGUGGCAAAUGCACUCACUCAGUAGUGUACCAGAUCGCAUCUUGUAGCCAUGUAUUUGAAACGGUUCACAAUGUUACGGUCGAAGACACACUUGGUCUAGCAUGCUCUAAUGGAAAAGACAGGGUCACAAAAAACUACUGCGACCAACUGAGACAAAAUAAUGAUAACCUCUGCAUAGGCAGACGAGAUGCGGAUUGCUUUACACGAAUGGAUCUAAAAGAGGAAUGUGAAUGUAACAGAAAAAUUGGACAACAACCCGCGCAAUGCAGACCCCAACAGCAACGACGACCUCAGCAAAGAAGACAACGACAGCCACAACGACGUAGACAACAGCCGAGACAGAGAUACCGUCGUCGUCGUCGUUAAAAUGCGAGUGGUGUAACAGCUGGAUUCAGUAGUUAUGACACCGUAUUAGUUUUGGUGAAAUUGGGUUUAGUGAAAAACGGUACGAACCAGCUGAUUAAAUAAAACCAUAAAAUGAUA
This is a messenger RNA of Ciona intestinalis (vase tunicate), 1074 nucleotides long. NCBI's taxonomy places the organism in Eukaryota, Metazoa, Chordata, Ascidiacea, Phlebobranchia, Cionidae. The record is from RefSeq and is a predicted model, not a curated record.